Molecule: messenger RNA, 1137 nt
Organism: Dothidotthia symphoricarpi CBS 119687
Lineage: Eukaryota; Fungi; Ascomycota; Dothideomycetes; Pleosporales; Dothidotthiaceae
Exons: 2
Coding region: 1-1137 (378 amino acids)
Molecular function (GO): protein binding
Source: RefSeq, a predicted model, not a curated record
AUGUGUGGAUUGGAUCUGAACUACACACUCCAGAUUCUCAGAAUUCAAAGCGACGACCAGUUCGCACCAAAGGAUCGAAGGGUUCAGCAGCUUAUACGCCAAUUUCUUUCAGACAACAACCAGCGAUUCCGCCCCCCCAGCAAGCUGGAUGCACGCAGAAAUGCGGCUUUUAUUAGAGCAGCCUUGAAGCGAGAUGCAACGUCAGACACCCACAAAGACACGUCAGCUUCCGAAUCUUACGGGCUGGGUCACUCAAGCAAUGACCCAUUUCCCCCAGAUGCAGUGUUAGACUUGGACAACACUCCUGCGCCGACUGAGUCCAACCCGGUACCGAAAAUCGAGACAUGCCGGCCAAGAUCAUCGAGUACAUUGGAAGAUGAGAUUGGACCAUCAACAACCUACGUUUGUGAAGACCCGGAGCAGCUUUCUUUUGGUAACAUAACUCCCUCGGACCCGACAGAUGAGUCCCUUGACAACGAUGGUAGCGAGAUCUCCCUGAAGAGUCAGCGAAGCAAGAUCCGUCAAGUCCUAAGGCAGACUAGUUUCAGCUCAUCAGUCAUGUCUGAUCUGAUCAGCCUCAUGAACAAGCGAUGGUCUAUCAGUACUUUUACGCCAUCGGACCGCGGUUCCGUCUCGGCCGCAUCCAUUGUGGAGACUGGAAGGACUAUAAGAGGGGAGCAGGUUGCUCAAGUGAUCAGAUUACGGCAGCGAAUGAUUGAGCAAGCAAACACUGCGUUGAUCCAAACUUGUUGUUCGAACGAUUCCGCAUGCAUUCGCCAGUUUGUGGAUGGACUUAUCACACGGAGAUAUGAUCCCUUCCUCACGGACCCAUGCUCGGAAGUGCUUCAUGCUGAACUGCAUCAAUGCUUGUCUGAACCGAUGCAGCCUGGUCUGGACCCUUACGGAAACAGCGCACUUUUCUUCGCCGCUAGAUCGGGAGCGCCUGCCGGUGUCAUUCUCCCGUUGAUCGAUACAGUGGCUGACGUCAACGCCGUCAACGCUGAUGGUCAGACUUUUCUAUUCUUCCUAGAUCCUCGGGGAUUUCAACACAGACCUUGGACACUCACAAAGCAACAAAUCAAGACUCUGGUGUCCAGAAGACACACAGGAAUCUACGACUUGAAUGGCAUUUAUUGA